AUGAAGCUAAAUGUCAUCUCGAGAACCAUCAGAUGGGGUAAAAUUUUAUACUCCAAGAUGCUUAGUACGCCUCAACGAUCUCAAAUUGAGAAUCCGGAAGUUGGUAGGGAAAGUGGACUCGAAGAUUCAUCCCUAGGCCUUGAACCCUUUCCUGAAAAACGUACUAGCAUGAUCGAUAGAAUCAUCAAGUCAGAAUUUGGCAAUCGUGAAUUUGUUGUUGAGCUCAUCCGACUAUACCCGGAUCUCAUAUGGAAAGUAGAUGACAACAACCAAAGCAUAUUUCAUGUUGCUGUGGCGCAUCGUCAUGAAGGUAUCUACAACCUUCUAUAUGAGAUAGGCUCCAUGAAAGAUUUGAUCUCCCCUCUCAGAGACUGGAAUGAUAAUAAUAUGUUGCAUUUAGUUGGAAAGUGUGCAAAGCAAAAGCGACUUGAAGAUGUGUCGAGAGUUGCUUUAAAAGUGCAGCGAGAGUUACUAUGGUUUAAGGAAGUUGAGGCUAUGAUCCCUCCUGCUAAUAGGGAACGUAAGAACAAAUAUGGUUUAACACCAUACGAGUUGUUCACAAAAGAACACAAAGAUUUGGUUGAUCAAGGGGAGAAAUGA
Helianthus annuus (common sunflower) is the source of this 600-nucleotide messenger RNA. RefSeq lists its product as uncharacterized. The transcript is spliced from 3 exons. The record is from RefSeq and is a predicted model, not a curated record. Bases 1 to 600 code for a protein of 199 amino acids. Lineage: Eukaryota; Viridiplantae; Streptophyta; Magnoliopsida; Asterales; Asteraceae.